Molecule: messenger RNA, 1595 nt
Organism: Danio rerio (zebrafish)
Lineage: Eukaryota; Metazoa; Chordata; Actinopteri; Cypriniformes; Danionidae
Gene: rpe
Product: ribulose-5-phosphate-3-epimerase
Biological process (GO): pentose-phosphate shunt; carbohydrate metabolic process
Molecular function (GO): racemase and epimerase activity, acting on carbohydrates and derivatives; D-ribulose-phosphate 3-epimerase activity
Source: RefSeq, marked validated
UGUUUUGAAAGGCGCCUGGGAAUAUCAGAAUAAUAGCGGAAGUGUGCAGAAGUGGCAGGAGAAGCAGCAUGGCGUACACGGCGAAAAUCGGUCCAUCUAUUUUGAGCAGCGACCUGUCUCAGCUCGGGAGGGAAUGCGAGCGAAUGAUGGAGUGCGGUGCUGACUAUCUGCACCUUGACGUCAUGGAUGGGCAUUUUGUUCCAAACAUCACAUUUGGGCAUCCAAUGGUGGAAUGUUUACGAAGCUGUAUCGGACCUGAUCCAUUUUUUGACAUGCAUAUGAUGGUAUCCAGACCAGAGCAGUGGGUGAAACCAAUGGCAGCAGCUGGAGCCAAUCAAUACACUUUCCAUCUAGAAGCUACAAGCAACCCCGGCAAUCUUAUCAAGGAAAUCAGAGAGAGUGGCAUGAAGGUUGGUCUUGCUAUUAAACCUGGUACAACUGUUGAAGAAUUGGCACCAUGGGCUGGACAGAUUGACAUGGCUCUUGUCAUGACAGUAGAGCCUGGCUUUGGUGGUCAGAAAUUUAUGGAAGAUAUGAUGCCAAAAGUGAGCUGGCUCAGGGGUCAGUUCCCAUCUCUAGACAUUGAAGUGGAUGGUGGAGUCGGUCCAGACAGCAUCCACAGAUGUGCUGAGGCUGGAGCAAACAUGAUCGUGUCGGGCAGUGCCGUGGUGAGCAGCGAUGACCCUCGUUCUGUAAUCGCCCUCCUCAAAAAUGUCGUUAUGGAGGCUAUCCAGAAACGUUCUUUGGACCGUUGAGCAUCUUGAAUUUUUACCUGAUGUCAGUUUUCAGCCACCACUGGAAGUCAUUCCUGCAGAUUCUGAGAGUCCGUUGUAGUGUACAGUUUGUUAAAUGAAUUCUCAGUGGUGCUUGUGAACGGACAUGAUCCAAUGUUGGAUGUGCCGAAUCUUCAAACCACAGGAACUGCCUUUACCCAGACUCUUGCUUACGUCAAGCUGGAGUUUUCAGAGAAAAGUGAUCUGAAAGAAUGGGUCUGUUCCUUCUACACCAGUUUGAUCAUUCCUCUCUUAAGUAAACUCUCUUUACUUAAGUCAAUUAAGUCAUUUUGUUUGAUUUGUCAGUUUGUCGCAGCAUCUGUUACUGUUGAUGAGGCUGCAGAUUAUCAAUUUCAACAGUUUUUAGUUUUUAAGUUGAAAAAUGACAUUGAAAUUGAGUUUUGCAUGUUUUCAAUACUGUAAAGUAGAGCAGGUAUUGGCAUGGACAAAUGAAUUCUGACACAUUCCACAACAUUUCAAGUACACUCUGAAAUGAUAAAAUUAUAAGCAAAAGACUUGUGGUGUCAAUUGUCAGUCCCACUCACCCCAGUUAAAUCAUAGGAACAUGGAAAUGUAGCUGUUAACAUUCGAUAUAAUCCCACUUUUCAUGGUCAACAUUAAAAUUGAAAGAUUUUAUAGUGCAAGUGUAAUAAUCCUAUUAUGAAUUAUUCAUAUUUCUUUUUUUUAGUUUUAAUUAAAUUACUAUCACAUACCCCCACAAUUUUUUCUCCUAUCAAGUUUGCAUCCACAUCUGCCUCUUUCCAAAUAACUUAAGUUUAAUUUCAAUGUUUAUCUUAAUAAUAAAGCAAAAAAAAAUGUUUA